AUGGUAGAUCGCAGAGCGUCCUCCUUCGUCCAACAUCGCUCUCCGUCCUUAUCGCACUCGACAACCUUGCCUCCUCCGGGGAAACGCAGCGUCAGUGGCAGCGCCAACUCUGGCGCACUCGCUUCCUUCACUCCGAACGACGACUUAGUUCGUGAACCUUCAGAUUCGUCCCUGUCGUUGGCGCAUGCGCUGUCCGGUCCCUCUCCCGCUGUCCAGGACCAAAAUCUCCCCGUGCAUUCCAAACCGAGUCCGCCGGCGCCACAUUGCUACGCUACCGCCAUGUCCAAAUUAGAUCAGAACGCCCUUGAUGCCAAGGAUACGGCUUCCACUGCGCCCAUCUUUACUCCUUCGCCGUUGCUGCCCCAAGAUGGUUCUGCCUGGUCCAUCGGUCGUCCUGGAUCGCUCAGCUGGGCCAAUGAUCUUGGCGCAAGACCACCACUUACAGAGCUCAUCACUGACUCAGCCACGUCGAGCCCGAAUGCAGUCAAGCGUGCUACCGCCAACGACUCAACAGCGAUUGCGAACACAUCCUCCUCUCCCUCUGCCACUGUCAAGGAUGCAGCGGCGACCGCUGAGGAGAGCGACAAGCCAUCAUCAGUCUCGCCCCGCAGCAACAAGAACACAGCCACGACUGUGUCGAAACGUGCGCCGAUUCGCUCCACCACGCUAGAUCCCAAGCACCUCGCAGCAAACAGAAGGCUCAGCGGCGACAGUGACAACGAGCUGCCAUCCGGUCAGGUGGCUGGCGCUGACCAGGACGCAACAUUGACCGACGGCGUCAGCUCGCUCACGAUUGCCACUGACAACAUUGCGGCAUCCAAUUCUGUGCCACAGCAACACGGUUACCAUUCGCCACCCGCGUUCAUGGGUCCUUCUCACCACGCCCCUCAUCCGACCGCCGCGUUCGCUCCACCGCCUUUCAGCCCCGGCGAAGCUUUCAUGCAGCCGUCACCAUAUCUUGCCGGAAGCGGUGCUCGCUCGCCCGACGGAUACAGGCAGGGGUUUGCGAGCGUCGCCAACAUGAUGCCUGGCAUGGCGCCGAUCGACAUGUCUGGCUACGAAUCGUACCGUACCACGCCCGACCCUUACGCGCCCACGAUGCCAGGACGUGCGAUCUUUGCAUCUCCCGGCUCACAGGGCUCCACGCCACAGAGCCCUUCGUUCGGACCGACGCCGCUCGGAGCGCCGUUCAACCCAGCAAUGCGCAACGGGGAAGCGCUCUUCUACCCUGGCGUAGUUGCGGGAUUCGGCCCUCCACCCACCAUGGGCGGAGGUGUGGGUUCGGGCGUGCGUCCAGGUAUGGCGCCAGCGCCUGGGCAGUACGGUUUUGGUCCGGCGCAGGGAGGCGUCGAUGUACGUUCGUCGCAUCUCGUACAGUCGCCCAUGAUGGCUCCGGGGAUGCCGAUGCCGAUGCCAAUGCCGAUGGCUGUAGGAGUGGGAAUGGGAAUGGGAGCGAUCAUGUUGCCACCAACGAGUUCUCCGAUCAACGCUUCGGCAAUGAGUUCCGGUGCGCCUGACAGUCGCAGCUCGCCAAGUAUCUCGCAGUCGUCGGCGUACGCAUCAGCACCGCACCGUAGGAUUGGCUCGUCGGGCGCCGAGCCGUUCGGUCCCGGUGCGAGCAUGUCACCACCAGCUGCGUUUGGGAUGAGCGGACAAGCGGGCGCAUUCGUGCCUGGUCAAGCCGCGAUGCAUGGCAUGCUGGCUGGUGUACCGAUGCACGCUUCCAUGAUUCCAUGGAAUGCGCGCUUCCACGAUCAUGGUCGUGUGGCUACCGGUCCAGGCAGUGUGAUGGCUCCGGUUGCAGGAUACACACCGAUCGACGCGCACUACGCGCGCAACGGUGCGACAUUCUACAGCGCUGCACCGUUCCACGCAGUCGGAGCGAACGGCAUGGUCGGUGGCAGUAGCGGCGGAAACAUCAACGGCGGAGUGGCGGGUGGUUCGCGUAGUGCGCUUCUGGAAGAGUUCCGGAGUCGUCACGCGAAAAACCGCAAGUUUGAGCUUGCAGAUAUACGCGGUAGCGUAGUGGAGUUCAGUGGCGAUCAGCACGGGAGUCGGUUUAUCCAAGAGAAACUGGAUUGCGCGUCGGCGGAAGAGAGGAAGGCGGUGUUCGAGGAGGUGUUGCCACAUGCACGUCAACUGAUGACCGACGUGUUUGGGAAUUACGUGAUGCAGAAGAUGCUGGAACAUGGCGAUGACGAGCAGCGCGAGCGAUUGGGACGCGAGAUGGAGGGACAUGUGCUGUCGCUCUCGCUCGGAACGUAUGGUUGUCGCGUAGUUCAAAAGGCGUUGGAUCAUGUCUCGGGAGCGCAACGCGAGAAAUUCGCGUUGGAACUCGACCGACAUCUGAUGGAGUGUGUUCGCGAUCAGAACGCAAACCACGUAGUUCAGAAGGUGAUCGAGCGUGUGGAUGCGUCCAAGAUCGGGUUUAUCGCGCAGGCGUUUGUUGGCAAAGUGUCGGUGCUGGCGUCGCACUGUUACUCGUGUCGCGUGCUCCAACGUGUCUUGGAGCACUGUAGCGAUGUGGACGUACGUCCGUUGCUCGAAGAGCUGCAUGCGGACAUGCUCGCAUUGAUGCAGCAUCAGUAUGCCAACUAUGUUGUGCAGUGGGUGCUACAGCGCGGACACGUGCACGAUCGCCAACGCGUGAUAGCCAAGAUCAAAGGCUGCGUACUGCGCUUGUCCACACACAAGUUUGCCUCGAACGUGGUCGAGCAAGCGCUCAAAAUCGCGGCUCGCUCCGACCUCCAUGAUUUGGUCCAGGAGAUCCUGACCCCCACACCGCCCCUGGUCGCCCCUGCCGUCCGCAUGAUGAACGACCAGUAUGCCAACUACGUCCUCCAGCGCUUCCUCGAGUGCGCAACUCCACACCACAGAGCUGCGCUCGUCCAGCUCCUCGAACCCUCACUACUGCUCGCUAGACGCUCCAUCGCUCCCUCCACGCCGUCUGCCGUCCAUGCGCCAAAACACCUCGUCGCCAUCGAACGCCUUAUCGACAGCUUCAACUCUCACCCCGACGCGUAG
Messenger RNA from Mycosarcoma maydis (corn smut), 3024 nucleotides. RefSeq lists its product as uncharacterized. Gene Ontology annotation, biological process: nuclear-transcribed mRNA catabolic process, deadenylation-dependent decay. The coding region runs from base 1 to 3024 and encodes 1007 amino acids. Gene Ontology annotation, molecular function: mRNA 3'-UTR binding. NCBI's taxonomy places the organism in Eukaryota, Fungi, Basidiomycota, Ustilaginomycetes, Ustilaginales. The record is from RefSeq and is a predicted model, not a curated record. Gene Ontology annotation, cellular component: cytoplasm. The transcript has 2 exons.